Molecule: messenger RNA, 1275 nt
Organism: Prorocentrum cordatum
Lineage: Eukaryota; Dinophyceae; Prorocentrales; Prorocentraceae
Source: the annotation of a GenBank genome assembly
CUGUGACCUCCGGGCGAGGACUGUUUAUGCCACCGUCCGCCCCCCCCAGACCGACUGAAACAACGGGCUCUUGUGCCGUCUUUUCUCCUUCGGACAUCCCACCUCGUCCACCACGACUGCCUCCGCGACGGCCCCGCGCAGGCGAAGCGGGCGCGGGCGCAGGCCCAGGCGCGGCUUCCCGCGCUGCCGGUGGAGCUCGUCGGCGACUUCAGCCGGUGCUUGGCGCUCGAGGACUUCGGGCCGCGGGCCCUCGCCCGCGGCGACGUGGUCGUGGUGGAGAUCCCGCAGCGGAUGAACGGCGGGCGGACGAUGCCCUGGGCGGACCUCGAGGCCCUGUCCAUGCGGGCGAGGGACGUAGGCGCCCGGCUGCACAUGGACGGCGCGCGGCUUUGGGAGGCGCAGCCCUACUACGGCAGGAGCCUGGCGGACAUCUGCAGACUCUUCGACUCCGUCUACGUCUCCUUCUACAAGGGCCUGGGCGGCACCUGCGGAGCCAUGCUCUGCGGGGAGUCGAGCCUCGUCGGGAUCGCGAGGGCGUGGCUGGUGCGGCUCGGCGGCAGCAUGUUCACGCUCGCACCGCACUGGCUUGACGCUCAGAUGCAGCUGCGAGCCCACCGUGGCGGCUUCGAGGCCCGAUUCGAGAAGCUCCGAGAGGUGGUGCAGGCGCUCUCUGGCGACGCGCUCGUCAGCAAGAUCCUGCGGUUUGAGCCGCCCAUUCCCCAAUCGUGCCUGGUGCACGGCUACAUCGCUUCCGAGGCCCCGAGGGACGUCGUCGAAGCCGCGCACGAGAGGGUGGCCAGCGCGACCGGACCCGGGCAGCCAGCAAAGAAGUCCCACCCGGCCGCCCUUCUCUUAGCCUCCCUUCCCUAUGCGGGGCCCAAGAAUACACACCACCACCUCCCCCAUCCCUCCCCUCGCCCAGGAGAGGGGAGAGGCAGCGGAGGGCAGAGGAGGCAGGGGGCACGGAGGUGAUGGCUCCGUCCCUCCCCCCCCCUUCUCUCGGCGGCGCGCCGCGGGCGGUGGCGGGGCGGCGGGGGCACGCCUUCCGAGAAGGCGGGGGGUCUCGUUGGAGGCCCCCUCGACCUCUGGGGAAGCCUUCUGCAGGAGGGCCCUGGCCCCUGCUGGGGAUCCCCCCCGUGCCCUUCGCAGAAGGCCUGCCUUCGUCGCCCAUGUGCGCUCCCUCCGGCGCGCCGCCGGGCCCCGACAGCCCUCUUUUUUGUGUUUUUGUUCUUUUGGUUGUUGUUGUUGUUGUUGUUGUUGUUGUUGUUGUUGUUG